This is a messenger RNA of Gopherus evgoodei (Goodes thornscrub tortoise), 834 nucleotides long. It is a transcript of the gene IZUMO3, whose product is annotated as IZUMO family member 3. Lineage: Eukaryota; Metazoa; Chordata; Testudines; Testudinidae. The coding region runs from base 1 to 612 and encodes 203 amino acids. The transcript has 6 exons. The record is from RefSeq and is a predicted model, not a curated record.
AUGAGGUCACAGCGAGGCCGGGGAUCCGUGGCCAUGUCCUGCUCCCUCCUGCUCCUGCUGCUGCUGCUGCCCCCCUGGGGGGCGGGCGGCUGCCUGCACUGCGACCGGCCCUUCCUGCGGGGGCUGGGGGUUCUGCUGGGGGAGGCGGUGCCCUCUGAAGUGCCCAACCGGGACGCUCUAAUUCAGCGCCAGGUCGAGGCCUUUGAGCGCCUCUACAGCACCCAUCUGCCAGAGAAACACCACCGGGUGCUGGAUGUCCGCAGGAUGCUGGCUGUGAAAGCUGCUCUGAGCGGCUGGCUGAGGGCUCUCAAGGAGACGCCCUGGAAAGGAGUUCACCUGCUGCAGCUGACACUGGCCCAGCACCGCGACUCCCUGCGAACUCGCCUCCGAGAGGCCCUGGAGAGCUUCGCCGACUUGGCCUGCUCCGAGGACUGCACGGUUACGGAGGGGCCAGUUCUCGACUGCUGGACCUGCCUUCGCAUCAAUGCCCAGUGCUUCGACGGGGAGCUCUGCGGAGAGGAGGACCCACGGGACGCGGAGAGGAAGGAAAUCACCCUCUAUCUCUUCCUGGUCUGCCAGUCCGUGCUACUGGCCUCAGCCGCCCUGCUGUGAGUGCCCUGCCUGGACCUGGGGGGUGCAGGAUGGGGGGCUGCCCUGGGUACCCUACAUUCCCUGCCUCUGACGCCCACCACCCACAUUUCCCCCCUUCACAGCAACCCUGCCCCCAUGCACCCCAAAACCUGAGAUCACCCACUAAUUGAGGCAGAUUCUGGGGGCCUCUGCCCCUCCGGGCUGACCGCAGAUAUUGAAAGUGGGGUGACCCCACCAAGCACU